This is a messenger RNA of Arabidopsis arenosa, 595 nucleotides long. NCBI's taxonomy places the organism in Eukaryota, Viridiplantae, Streptophyta, Magnoliopsida, Brassicales, Brassicaceae. The record is from the annotation of a GenBank genome assembly.
GUUUUGAUUGAUUGAAUCAUACAAAGUCGAAUCCAAAGUUUUUGAUCUUAAUAAACUCGCAUAAUCUCUUCCUCUCUGAAUAAAUCAAGAUGAGUAAUGGCAGCUUCAAAGAGGAUCAUGAUUUCGAGAAGAGGAAAGCUGAGGCUUUAAGGAUCAGAGACAAGUAUCCUGACAGAGUCCCGGUGAUUGUGGAGAAGUCAGAGAAAAGUGAUAUCCCUAACAUUGACAAGAAGAAAUACCUCGUCCCAGCUGAUCUAACCGUUGGUCAGUUUGUGUAUGUGAUUCGUAAAAGAAUCCAACUUAGUGCAGAGAAAGCUAUCUUCAUCUUUGUUGAUAAUGUUCUUCCUCCCACCGGAGCGAUGAUGUCAACCAUCUACGAAGAAAAGAAAGAAGAAGACGGAUUCUUGUAUGUUACCUACAGUGGGGAAAACACAUUUGGAUCGUCAAUCAAUUAAAUUUGGUGUUCUUGCUUUUAAUUGAAUGUAAAUAUUCUAUUUGCUCUUUUUGUUCAUCAACUUGCUUGCUCAGCUACGGGUACGAUUAUGAUUUAUGUAGGAACAAUCAAUGGGUUUGAAAACAAAGUGUUAAGUUUUUU